Molecule: messenger RNA, 1685 nt
Organism: Glycine soja
Lineage: Eukaryota; Viridiplantae; Streptophyta; Magnoliopsida; Fabales; Fabaceae
Product: probable magnesium transporter NIPA1
Exons: 9
Coding region: 331-1296 (321 amino acids)
Biological process (GO): magnesium ion transport
Cellular component (GO): membrane
Molecular function (GO): magnesium ion transmembrane transporter activity
Source: RefSeq, a predicted model, not a curated record
GGUGUCAGAAAACGUGAGUUGCGGAGAGUCCUAAUUUGAGGUAAUUGUUUCUGCAACGCAUGCGUGACACCCAUACAGUUGCGUCUUGUGUCUCCAUUCCAAUUCCAUGAUCUCUUCCUUACUCACCUUUGACAUCCACAAUUAAGGCUUCAAUUUUCAUGCUCAGACAACCCUUCUCUUUAGUUUUGUGAGAGUCAUGAUUUUCUAGCCAUAAAGUUGUAUGUAAGGUGCCCAAUAAGGGUCAAGGGAUUGAAUUGGACAUCUUGGCCCUGCAAUUGUUCGUAUCAUCAAAAGAUAUUUUUUUGGGUAUCAUUUGUAUGAUAGUGACAAAUGGGGGCGUCUUCGGACAACGUAACUGGGUUUGUUUUGGCUGUCUGUUCCAGCGUUUUCAUUGGCUCUAGCUUCAUAAUAAAAAAGAUGGGCCUUAAAAAGGCUGGUGCCACAGGGAAAAGAGCAGGCGCGGGAGGACAUGCAUACCUAUAUGAACCUUGGUGGUGGUUUGGAAUGAUCUCUAUGAUUGUUGGGGAAGUAGCCAAUUUUGCAGCUUAUGCAUUUGCUCCUGCACUACUUGUAACUCCUUUGGGAGCUUUAAGUAUCAUUUUCAGUGCAAUACUAGCUCACUUUAUCUUAAAAGAGAGGUUGCACAUAUUUGGUGUGCUUGGAUGUGCUCUUUGUAUGGUGGGAUCUACAACUAUUGUAUUGCAUGCUCCCCAUGAAAGAGUUAUUCACUCUGUUAAGGAAGUGUGGCAACUUGCUACAGAACCAGGCUUUCUAAUCUACAUGUGUAUAGUUGUGGUUGUGGUUUGCAUCCUUAUUUUCUAUUGUGCUCCACGAUAUGGGACAACCUAUCUGGUUAUAUAUGUUGGAAUAUGCUCUCUCACAGGCUCAAUUACGGUUAUGAGUGUGAAAGCAGUGUCAAUAGCUAUGAAGUUAACAUUGGAAGGCAACAACCAAUUCAUUUACUUUCAGACCUGGUUCUUUACGAUUAUUGUGAUAGGAUGUUGUCUUUUGCAGAUUAACUACUUGAACAAGGCUUUGGACACCUUUAACACUGCAGUUGUAUCACCAAUUUACUAUGUCAUGUUUACAUCAUUCACCAUCUUUGCCAGCAUAAUCAUGUUUAAGGAAUGGGACACACAAGAUGCAUCUCAAAUUGCUACCGAGGUUUGUGGCUUUAUCACAAUUUUAUCUGGGACCUUUCUUCUUCACAAAACCAAAGAUAUGGGAAAUAGACCCAUAGAGUCUCCUGUUUUUGUAAGUACUCCACAAAAUGUUAGUAGUCACUCAGGGACUUAAUAGCCAUGCUUCUUUUUUUUUUUUUUAACUCUGGUCUGGACGACAAUGGUAUUUCACCUAUGUUUCCAAGCUAAGUAGACAGCUUUCAACAAUGGAGAUUAAGCUAUGGUAUUUCAAGGAGAAGAAGGUCAGUGAAUGAGUGGUAUUGGCUGGUUCUAACAAGCUUGUAAUGUCAGAAAAGGCAAAACAGAAAUAUGAAGCGUGAAAGAUUACAAGAAGCAUUUCAGAAAAUAUUAGAGAAUAAUGCUGCAAUUUAGUUUCUUGUAAUUUUUUUAUUUUAUUUUCCCUUUAACAAUUUCUAUGAGCAGAUGAUUUUUAUGUGAAAUUGUGAAUAGCUAAUACUCUGAAGUUGGUCUUCAUUAAUAUGAGAUCACAAUCCUUGAAAUCCA